AUGUUUACCGGCAAUACGUUCUUCGACGGGCAGAACGACAAGAGCUUCGUCAGACAAGGACGACGACUCGUCUCUGUCUGUUUGAUGGGAACCUGCGACCGCAACGAGAACAACUACGACGACCAAAUGCCUACCUUGCCUACCCUUUUCGUUGUCGAUCAGCCCGGGAUCGCGUGCGCCCGAAGCGAUUGUUUUUUUGAGGACGACGCGAGGUGGAAUGUUAUUUCAUUUUUUUCUCGCAACGUGCAUGCUGACUAUAUUUGCGUUACAGUCAAGGUCCAUAUCAAGUCCAGACUCGUUACCGUUGAGGGCCCCAGAGGAAAGCUCACCAAGAACCUGAGCCACGUCGCCGUCAACUUCUCCCUGCCGAAGAAGAACGUCAUCCAGAUCGAGAUCCACCACGGCAACCGCAAGAAUGUCGCUACCCUGCGCACCGUCCGGACGCUGAUCAACAACCUGAUCAUUGGUGUCACCAAGGGCUACAAGUACAAGAUGCGCUACGUGUACGCCCAUUUCCCCAUCAACGUCAACGUGGACAAGAACAACGAGACGGGCCUGUUCGAGGUCGAGAUCCGCAACUUCAUCGGCGAGAAGAUUGUGCGGCGGGUGGUGAUGCAGGCGGGCGUCGAUGUCGAGAUCUCCAAGGCGCAGAAGGACGAGCUGAUCCUGACGGGCAACUCCCUCGAGGCGGUCUCCCAGAGCGCAGCAGACAUCCAGCAGAUCUGCAAGGUCCGGAACAAGGACAUCCGGAAGUUCCUGGACGGUCUGUACGUCUCGGAGAAGGGCAACAUUGAGGAGGAGGCGUAA
This is a messenger RNA of Sporothrix schenckii 1099-18, 807 nucleotides long. RefSeq names its product 60S ribosomal protein L9. Bases 1 to 807 code for a protein of 268 amino acids. The transcript has a single exon. Gene Ontology annotation, biological process: cytoplasmic translation. Lineage: Eukaryota; Fungi; Ascomycota; Sordariomycetes; Ophiostomatales; Ophiostomataceae. Gene Ontology annotation, cellular component: ribosome; cytosolic large ribosomal subunit. Gene Ontology annotation, molecular function: rRNA binding; structural constituent of ribosome. The record is from RefSeq and is a predicted model, not a curated record.